CCGCAUUUGGCAGUUUAUUUUUGGCAUUUGUGGCUGAUCAAGUCAUCCGCUGGCCUCUGUGAUAGGUACGUCGCUGCAAAAGGAACGACUGAAAACUUCGUACCCUUCGUUGCUGUUUUGUUCACAUCAAAUCGAUCAUGCAGGAUCCAAAUGAAGACACUGAAUGGAACGACUUGCUUCGUGCCAAGGGUAUUCUUCCUGCAAAGGAGCCAGAGGUUACUGAAGAGGCCCUAACCGAAAUGAUUGAGCAAACUAUUCAAGAAAAACAAAGCCUUGAUGCACGACUAGGAAACCUGUCAUUGGAAGGACUGGCCGAAAUUGAAGAUGAUGAAGACGAGGCUAUUAUCUUAGAGUUCAGAAGGCGCAGGCUUGAGGAAAUGAAGAAAGAAGCUGAAAGUUCCAAGUUUGGAGAAGUUAUCGAGAUAAGUGGAGUAGAUUACAUCAACCAAGUAAACAAAGCUGGCACUGGCAUUUAUGUCUUCCUUCACCUCUACAAGCCUGGCAUCCCGCAGUGUACUCUCAUCAACCAGCAUUUCACUAUACUAGCUGCAAAGUUUCCCAAGGUUAAAUUCAUCAAGUCCAUCUCAACAACAUGCAUCCCCAACUUUCCUGAUCGUAACUUGCCAGCAAUCUUCGUCUACUUUGAAGGAGCCGCCAAGAAACAGUUCAUUGGACCACAAGAAUUUUCUGAUAGAAUAUCGUGUGACGAACUGGAAUGGAUGCUGUCCAAGACUGGAGGCAUCAAGACAGACCUUGAGUCUGAUCCUCGCGGGGCGAAAGUUCGUGAUGUCUUCAUGAGCUCCUUAGGCAACGCACGCACGGCUGACAGCGGCGAUAGCGACGAAGGCGACUGGUAGCAGUGGCUUUGAAAACAUAUUCUCAUGUGUUUAUAUCAAACUCAACAUGACUCUGUUCAUUAUGAGAAAAUUAUGAACACGAGUUUUUAUUACUUACAAAUAGCAUUUGAUUGUUCCAAUUUCUCACCGUUUGAAUUGGUUAUCGUGAACUACCGCCCCAAGAUUAAUGCCCAAUAGAAAUAAGAGGCUCCUUUUACAUUUCUUUCAACUCGUUUUUCAUUUAAUGGCGAGAGAAAGAUCAUGUUCGAAAUUGUGAUGCCUACAUUUUUUUGUGGUUGCGCAAGACUAAUUUUGAUGCUGAAAUUAAAAAAAAAAUGUUGUGUCAAAAGAAAAGUUUCGGGGCAUUGGAUUAGUUGUUUAUCGAGAACUACUGAGCACUUACAAGUUACUAUUUAAUCUGAAACCUCUCACAAUUGGAUAACAAUCCGCUGCAUAUUAGCCACGAGUUAUGACGGUGUGUAUAUGCAGCAGAAGAUAUUUUUUUUAAUUUGAUUAAAGUGUGAAUUUAUUUUAUUUUAUAGUGCCUAACAUAACAACGUCCGACUCCUGCUCGCCGUUUUUAUUUGACAUCUUUUAUAAAUGUUAUCGACUAUUCAUGGCUCUUGUCUCAACGUCCAUGCUAACAUUUGGCCACGAGCAUCUUUUUUUCUGAGAGAACUUGCUUACAAACAAUUCAUUAAGUCAGAUCCGUUGACAGGGUAAAAUUUUGUCCUACAAUGCCUUAAACUAACAAUCCAGGUUGUUAUUAUGUAGAGUAGAAUGUGUGUUUAAUUUCUGUUGCUUGUUUUUACUGAUCUACUAUUUAUACGUUGCAAAUCA
This is a messenger RNA of Hyalella azteca, 1676 nucleotides long. It is a transcript of the gene viaf, whose product is annotated as viral IAP-associated factor homolog. Gene Ontology annotation, cellular component: cytoplasm. The coding region runs from base 138 to 857 and encodes 239 amino acids. The record is from RefSeq and is a predicted model, not a curated record. Gene Ontology annotation, biological process: protein folding. The transcript has 6 exons. Lineage: Eukaryota; Metazoa; Arthropoda; Malacostraca; Amphipoda; Hyalellidae.